AUGUCAGCUCAUUUACCAUUUUCUAGGUUACGUAUUGAUGCCGAUGACCUACGGCCGCUAGUUCCUAUUGUACAACUGAACAAGGUCGAAAAUGGCAGCGCAACGCCUAUAUUUUGUGUCCAUUCUAUCGAGGGUGUCGGCAUCCCCUUGAUGACACUUGCCGAAAAGCUGCAGGUGCCAGUCUACUGUUUCCAGUGUACGGAAGAGACUCCGUUGGAUUCAGUGAAGGCCAUCGCCAAUUGCUAUAUUCAGCGCAUGAAAAAGAUUCAGCCGAAAGGUCCAUACCGCAUUCUCGGUUACUCGUAUGGUGCGACGAUUGCGUUUAACAUCGCGACGCAGCUGCAGGCCCAGGAGUUACCAGAGACUGUUGAACAUCUGAUCCUGCUCGACGGUUCGCACAAGUACACUCGGACGUACCGAAACGCUUACCGGAUAGCGUACGGCUUCGCAGCGGGGGACCUCAGCAGCGACCCUCGUUUCGAAAGCGAACUGUUAUGCGCGUUUGCCAUCCGAUUCGCCUCUGACACGGACUACAGAGCACUGCGCAACGAAUUGAUGAGGCAACCGUCAUGGGAGGAUCGAGUGCAAUGCGUGCAGGACAAGGUGAUGAGUGGCGGAAUGUUCUCAAAUAUCAGCACGAUUGUGUUUGCCGUUAACUCGCUGCGACAAAAGUUCAUCAUUGCCGACAGAUACAUUCCCGAACAGAAAUUCCAGGGCGACGUUGUUCUAAUUCGAGCGAAACAUGGCGCGGCCAUAGUCGAAGGCAUCGGAAGUGAUUACGGUUUGCACGAGGUAUUGACCAUUGUCUUGCUGUCUAUCAGCCAUUCUUUGACCUAA
Molecule: messenger RNA, 837 nt
Organism: Soboliphyme baturini
Lineage: Eukaryota; Metazoa; Nematoda; Enoplea; Dioctophymatida; Soboliphymatidae
Source: the annotation of a GenBank genome assembly